Molecule: messenger RNA, 3019 nt
Organism: Gigantopelta aegis
Lineage: Eukaryota; Metazoa; Mollusca; Gastropoda; Neomphalida; Peltospiridae
Product: protein O-linked-mannose beta-1,4-N-acetylglucosaminyltransferase 2-like
Exons: 2
Coding region: 491-2359 (622 amino acids)
Biological process (GO): protein O-linked glycosylation via mannose
Cellular component (GO): endoplasmic reticulum
Molecular function (GO): protein binding; protein O-acetylglucosaminyltransferase activity
Source: RefSeq, a predicted model, not a curated record
AAUAAACAGACGACAUGUAAGCUAUCGAAAAUACAGGAAGUUGAUUUUGUUGUUUACGACACGGUUGAGUUCCAUCGAUUACAACACUGGACGUUGACCACAACAUUUGUGGAUUUGGCAGAUGGAUCAAGUGCUGUACAUUAAAUCAGUGAUGGGUGUUGCAAAAUCAAAAAGUUGUGCCUUUCUCAGAUCCAUAUUUGAUGUGUAUGUUACCAUGUAAAAGUAUGAUGACCCAUUACAGUGGUAUAGGAGUGGUGCAGUUACCAUGUUAAAACAGGAUGCACAUUCUCCUAGAUGAUGUUUCAAUGAACAUGUAUUAAGAAGCAAUACAUUUCUCCAGUUAUUACCGUACUCACAUCAGUAGCAAGUUAUGUUAGUAAUUUUUUCUACUCAUCGGCACAUCACUGAUAACAGUUAUUUGUACUUCACUAACCAGUUGUACACAGUUUAGUCACUGUCCCGUUUUAUUCAGUAAACACACCUGAACAAAAUGCUAUCACUUCAUAACAUCACCCAUGCUGUAAUGAUAGCUGUCCUAGCAACGCUGGUUCGGAAAUAUCUUCAACUCAAGUUUCAGUAUGAAGACCUCGAAUUGGCAGUCCAAUUAUGUGGAAGUAGUGGUCCUGAGAUGCUCGACAAUGACCUUCACGAUUCUGCAGAUUUAGACAAUGGUAAGGAGAGUCUGAGUGAGUCUGAGUUGAACCACAUGGACCACAGGAUUGACGAACCCUCAGGUUCUGUAGGUGAUAAGGGUGUGCAACACUCCAGAGAGUCUUCUAUAGCCAGCGUACUGAGUACAUCAGUUUGGUGCUAUGGUAAAAACAGAUCUGAAAAAUUCUGCCAUUUCCACAACCUCUGUUAUUUUAGUGAACACAAAGAUUUCGUUUUUGUUCAUGGAGAAGACAGUGUGAUGGAAGGUCUUUAUGAAGGGAACUUCAGCAUGUUGGACCUUUCUUCUGUGGAAGGUCACAACAAGUUCUUCUUCUCCUUCGUGAAUGUUCUGUCUGAACAGUUUCGGAAUGUGACGGUUCAGUGGGUGAAUGAAACCAGUCUGGUAUUUUCCCGUUUUAAGCCAGACAACUUGAUGCAUGUACUUCAUGAUGACAUUCUGCCUCUGCAUCACACAGUCAAGUGGAUCAUGUUCCUGACGUGGCAGAUGACAUCUUCGCUUGAUGUUCAGUUUGUUUUCAUGGAUGACUGGGAGGAAAGUGAGUUUGAUAGUUUUUAUGAAACACUAACUGAGCAUCCACCUAUUCAUAAGCUGGAUUUAGAUAACGCUGGCCAAGUGGUGUGUUUCUCAAACAGCUUUGUCGGAAUCAGUAAAACAACCACGUGGUAUCAGUAUGGAUUUGUUGAACCCCAAGGACCAAAACUACAUACUGAAGUUACCUCUAAGCAUAUCCACGACACUAUACAACACCUACUGCAACAUUUACCCAGUGAAGUAAAUACUGAUGAUUAUGGGCAGUAUUUAGUUUUACUAUCACGGAAGCAGAACAGACUGAUUCUAAAUGAAGGAGAAUUGAUCAUUGCCAUAGCUCGAGAGAGUAAAAUGAAAGUGCUGUCCAUCAGUUUUGAGACUCACACCAUUCAUGACAUGAUACACAUUGCCCGUGGAUCACGAGGAAUCAUUGGAAUGCAUGGAUCCCUUAUGUCUUUAUCUUUAUUCCUUCAGCCUGGCAGUAUUAUUAUAGAGCUGUUUCCAUUCGCUGUGAAUCCAUCAAAUUAUACUCCAUACAGGUCUCUAGCGAUGAUUAAGGGCAUGGAUCUUGUAUACAAAGCAUGGGCAAACCCAAUGAAAGAAAACACCAUUGCACAUCCCGAAUAUGUUCCCGAAUUUGGUGGCAUUCAUCAUUUACCGAAACUAGAACAAGACAUAAUAAAAUCACAGACUGACGUCCCAACGCAUUUGUGCUGCUCUGAUCCGUCCUGGUUGUUUCAUAUCUACCAGGAUACCAUCGUGGCUGUCCAGGAGAUUGCGGCCAUCGUAAAGACUGCUAUAGAAGAAAGUUCAAGCAUCAGUAAUUGGACUCCCUCGAUGAUGGACAAGGCUGGUCUGUUUCCUGGACCAGUUAACAAUGCUGCAUGCGAGAGAAUUGUCAGUGAACGGAGGCUGACUUUGAAGUUAACAUGGGAACAGCCGUGGAACGUUCCGUACAUUAAAUUUGAUAGCUUGAACUAUGAGGUGUGGUUGCAAAACGUCAAUAAGGAUGAUGAAAUUGUUUCAUUUCUGUUAUCGAACAAAACUACGCAUAUUUUAUCAAGGUCGAUUGAACCCGAUUUUACCUACCAUAUUUGGGUUAGGUGUCUGAUCGACGGACAUGUCAAUGGGGAAUUUAGAAGUGUAUUGGAUUGUUAAAUAUAGUCUAUCGGGGUAUAAUUUUGUAUACUUUACUUCCGACUAUGAACCUGCUUUAAGUGUUUUUAAUACAUGUCUGUGUUCAUUUAUAAAUAAUGAGAAUCCAUACUAUUGAAUUUAUACGAACUUGGCUGUCCUCUUUCCGUAUUCUGUCACUAAACAGCUAGAAUUCUGAUGGAGGACAUUCGAGCUAAAUGUACUUUUAACAGCCCUUGAAAUUCGUAUCAUCUUGUGAGAGCAAUUGUAUGCAAACAUAAAGUAAAUAUUCUAGAAUAAAACUACUGCGGCAAACUGGUUUUGCAACAGCUAUUUUACGACAGCACUGCUGAUUGCUGUCGCGAAUUUCAAGGGCUGGUAAUAAUGGAAACUGAUAAUUGUAAGCUGGUGUGUACCAUUUUUGGGAUACGCAACAAGACAAAUAGAUGACCAAUUUCGCUUUUGCGUAACACGUCACGACUGUAAAUGAUGUCUUGAAUUUAAUAUGUCAAAAAAACCGAAGCAAAGGUAACCCAAAACUAUAUGAGCCAACGAAACAUUGUUAUCGCAAUUUUCAGAGAUCUGUGUUUUUAGUGCUAGUCAGGUGUCUGGAGUGGGGUUGAGGUUGAUUUCAAAUCCUGUUCAUUUUACUCAACGUAAAAAGUAAUAAAACUGUUAUAAAAA